Molecule: messenger RNA, 151 nt
Organism: Racocetra fulgida
Lineage: Eukaryota; Fungi; Glomeromycota; Glomeromycetes; Diversisporales; Gigasporaceae
Source: the annotation of a GenBank genome assembly
UCAGUCGCUCCAAAAUCUGAGACGUCGUGUAACCUACGAACAGGCAUUUGGCAAGUGGGUUUAUGGUCGUAGGUAUGUCUUGUUUUACUUGAACCUUUCAAUACAGCUUACUAUCACACUAACUAUCAAAUACUGCAAAACCACGGCUUGA